Eremomyces bilateralis CBS 781.70 is the source of this 1447-nucleotide messenger RNA. Its product is annotated as DUF895 domain membrane protein. Lineage: Eukaryota; Fungi; Ascomycota; Dothideomycetes; Eremomycetales; Eremomycetaceae. Bases 76 to 1320 code for a protein of 414 amino acids. The transcript has 4 exons. The record is from RefSeq and is a predicted model, not a curated record.
UUCUUCCGAAGCACACUCUUCCAGAUCUUGGUAGUUGGAAUAUGCGCCUUUAGUGCUCCCGGCAUAUGGAGCGCGAUGAACGGCCUCGGUGUUGGAGGAUCAGCCAGCCCCGACCUCAUCAACGCCGCCAAUGCGAUAUUAUAUGGUUUCAUGACGGUAACAUGCUUCGCUGGGCCCUGGUUCACCAAUGCUCUUGGAUUUCGGUGGACUUUGGCCCUAGGCAGCCUAGGAUAUCCGGUUUAUGCUGCCGGGUUGUACUGCAAUAAUCGCUUCGGAAACAUCUGGUUUGUAUACGUUGGAGCUGUUGCAUGUGGAAUCAGUGCUGGUUUCUUUUGGAGCGUCGAAGGAGCUAUUGCCACGGGCUAUCCUGAGAGCCAUAAACGCGGACGCUAUAUCGCAACUUGGUUUAGCUUUCGCAACUUCGGAAACAUCAUAGGUGGAUCAAUUGCUCUUUCCGUGAACCACAAAACCAACAAGCUCGGAAAGGUCGGGUACGAGACUUACCAGGCCUUCAUCGCAAUCCAAUGCCUCGGUUUCUUCGCCGGCCUUCUUCUUUCAAAUCCCGACAAGGUCCAGCGCGAUGAUGGCACUCGCAUCAAUGCGCCGAGAGAUAUCAAUUGGCUCACCGAGCUGAAAGCCAACUGGAAACUGGCAACCGGCAAGCAUAUGCUUCUUCUCACCCCUCUCUUUUGGUACUUUGGUUGGAUCCAAGCGUACCCUGGAACUUACCUCGCAACUUAUUUCACCGUCCGCUCCCGCGCUCUUGCAAGUUUCCUGUCGGCCGUCGUUGGUACCUUCGCUACAUGGCUCAGCGGCACGAUUGUCGACCUCCCGUGGGCAAGAAGCCGGAAAACUCGCGCAAUUUCCGCAUACAUUCUCAUCGCGCUGCUCAACAGUGCGACUUGGAUCUGGGCCGUUAUUAUUCAGAACGAGUUUCGGCACACGCGACCCCAGCUCGACUGGGCGGUGCAGAGCACCUUCGGCCGUGGCUUUGGCGUGUAUAUGUUUGAAAGAUUGAGCCUAGGAAUGGUUGAAAAUUAUAUCUACUGGUGUAUUAGCAACUUGUCCGACUCCCCAGGCGACCAGAUCCGGUACAGUUCGCUGCUUCGGGGCAUCGAGACGGCUGGGGUCGCGGUCGGCUUUGGAGUGCAAGCAGUUCCUACAGCUUUAAUUGCAACAGCUAGCAUCAACCUUGGGUUUUGGUUCUUUGCCUUGCCAUUUGGCUGGUAUGCAACUUUGCGGGUUGUGCGGAAAUUCAAUCAGUUGGAUAGUGAGCGAAAAGAAGGACUGCAGAAUGUUGAGCCAGUGGCUUCAGCGUGAUGUGGAGAGCGCGUGACCUGAGAUGUCUUUGAGAGUUUCUACGGUCUAAACUCUGCGGAUCGUGAUUUUACAAGAGAUUUGCGUCUAAAUUAAUACUCGAAAUUUCUAGGAUAGAAUUUACCGCGUG